Molecule: messenger RNA, 918 nt
Organism: Colletotrichum truncatum
Lineage: Eukaryota; Fungi; Ascomycota; Sordariomycetes; Glomerellales; Glomerellaceae
Product: alpha beta hydrolase
Molecular function (GO): hydrolase activity
Source: RefSeq, a predicted model, not a curated record
AUGGGUUACACCAUUGAAGAUCGGUUUAUCAGGUCGAGUCGAAAUGAACUGAAAAUCGCCAUCUCCAUUUACAAACCGGAUGGUCUAAGACGACCGGUUCCGACUAUUGUUAUGGGCCAUGGAAUCGGAGCCAUCAAGGCCGCGGGCCUGUCUCCCUUUGCCAGCGCCUUUACCUCCGAAGGCUAUGUGGCUGUCACGUUUGACUAUAUUGGCUUUGGAGAAAGCGAUGGCUCUCCACGAAACGUACUCAACGUCCAGGAUGAGCUGCAGGACUUCCGCGACGUCUUGAGUUGGGUACGUGAGCCGGAACAAGACGAUUGGGUCGAUUCUUCCCGCAUUGUUGCAUGGGGGAGCAGUUUCGGUGGCAUGCACGUUACGGCUCUCUUGAGCGAAGACCGCGACCUUGCUGCGGGAAUUUCGCAAUGUCCUCUAGUAGAUGGCCUCGCGGGUUGUCUGAAGAUUCCGUUGUUUAGGUCGCUGAAGCUGGCCGCUACAGCGACAGCAGAUAUUUUUGGCUGGCUUACGGGAGCCACGGAGCCACAGUAUGUCAAACUGGUCAGUGAUGGGUCCACGACGGCCAUUAUGGCUUCGCCGGAAGUCGCAGAGGGAUGGAAUAGACUAGCACCGGAAAAUGGGACAGAGUGGCCGAACAUGAUUGCUGGGAGGUCUCUGUUGAGUAUCCUCACAUCCCGACCGCUAUUUCAAAUUCAUAAGAGCACCCAGCCUUACCUUAUUGUGCUACCGACAUGGGACCAUGAAGCUUCGCUGGAUGCUGCGGAGGAGUGUGUGAGGCGGGCGCCUUUCGGAGAGGCACUUAGAGUCGACGGCGGUCACUUUGACCUUUAUGAAGGUGGUAUUUCGUUUGAAAAGAAUGUCGAAGGACAAAAGCAAUUUCUGAGGCGAGUCCUUGGAACAUGA